This is a messenger RNA of Sphaerodactylus townsendi, 889 nucleotides long. It is a transcript of the gene EMP2, whose product is annotated as epithelial membrane protein 2. Gene Ontology annotation, cellular component: plasma membrane. NCBI's taxonomy places the organism in Eukaryota, Metazoa, Chordata, Lepidosauria, Squamata, Sphaerodactylidae. Bases 354 to 854 code for a protein of 166 amino acids. The transcript is spliced from 5 exons. The record is from RefSeq and is a predicted model, not a curated record.
GUUUGGGACAAAUCCGUUCAAACCAAAGAAUCGCCUCCUCUGCAAAAGGGCGAGGCGGGAAGGCUUCCUGCAGCUCUCUUGGGGUUCACCUUUCACCCCCCCCCCCUCCGCAAUACAGUUGCCAUUUGUGGAUGGGGGCCGGAGGAGCCCCGCAAGAGGGAACCUUAAAUGAUUUCUCCAUUUGAGAAAGGAUAGAUUUAUAUUUGGGGGUUGAAGUCUGAUUUUGCGCCGCUCCCUCUCCCCCCCGGUUUGUUUUCUCCCCCCGGUUUAAAAAGCGACCAGCUAUCAUCGUGAUAUUGUGAGAAAGUGCUUACUCCGUCUCCACCUGAAGCAAUUCCCCGCUCUGUGCAAAAAUGCUGAUUCUUCUGGCAUUCAUCAUCAUCUUCCACAUAACCUCAGCGGCGUUUUUAUUCAUCGCUACAAUUGACAGCGCCUGGUGGGUCGGGAGUGGUUUCUACAUGGACCUUUGGCUCCACUGUGUCAAUCGAACCAACUGCACGGUUAUCGACGAACGGUUCCCAGAGUAUGAAGCGAUCCAGGCCAUGCAAGCCACCAUGAUCCUGGCCACCAUAUUCUGCUGCGUGGCCUUCUUCACUUUCAUCCUGCAGCUCUUCCGCCUCAAGCAAGGAGAGAGAUUUGUCCCAACAUCCAUCAUACAGCUGCUCUCGUGUCUGUGUGUGAUGAUAGCGGCCUCUAUUUACACGGACAGACACGAACAGUUUCACACGGGCGAAUUCUACGAGUUUGACGUUGGCAGCGGCCAGUUCGGAUAUUCCUUCAUCUUGGCCUGGAUCGCGUUCACGUUCACCUUCAUCAGCGGCAUCAUGUACCUCAUUCUCAGGAAACGCAAAUAAAGCGGCAGCCGGCGGGACGGACGCCUCUCUCUCCA